CGCACUUGAUGAGUGUGAGGAUGAUAGAGAUGUUCAGACUAUUCUGAAGCUCCUAGCUGAAGCUCGGUCAUUGACGAGAGUACGACUUCGAAUCUUUUUGACUAGUAGACCUGAAAUUCUAAUUCGACAUCGCAUGGGCGCUAUCCCGCAAGCUGAACACCAGGACUUCGUACUCCACAGUAUACAGCCAAGGAUCAUUAACCAUGAUAUCUCGCUAUUCCUGGAACAUAAUCUGGGGGAAAUCAGACAAGAGUGGACUUUUGAAGCAGACUGGCCAGGCGAAGUAAUUUUGAGACAGCUAGUUCUGCACGCUUGUGGUCUCUUUAUUUGGGCUGCAACAGCUUGUCGCUUCAUUCGUGAGGGGAGGCGAUUCGCACGCAAAAGACUAGAUAAAAUCCUCACGGGCAGUAGCAGUAGCGCUAUUACCGCACCAGAGAAGCACCUCGACGAGAUCUACCUCGCUGUCCUCAAGAACUCGAUCUCCUCGGACUAUUCGGAUGAAGAGAAAGAAGAGGCACGCGAUAUAUUAAAGUCUACGCUUGGAAGUGUAGUAGUAUUGCUCUCGCCUCUUUCUGCCUCUUCGCUAAGCAGGCUAUCGCGCCUUCCAAAGGAAGAGGUCGACCAGACAUUUGAGGAUCUCCAUGCGAUCCUUGAUGUUCCAGAGGACCCGACUCACCAGCUCCGCCUACACCACCCUUCAUUUCGCGACUUCCUCCUCAACAAAGAUCGAUGUGGGGAUUUCUGGAUAGAAGAGAAGGAGGCACACCAGUUAUUAGCAACUGACUGUAUACAGUUAAUGUCCCAGACACUGAAGAAGGACAUUUGCGAAAUGCAUAUUCCUAGUAGUCAAACUAGCCAAGUUGAGAGCGAUUGGAUUAAGAAAUGCCUUCCUCCCGAAAUUCAAUACGCAUGCCUCUACUGGGUUCAACAUCUGCAAAGGAGUGGUUCUCAGGCUCAUAAUGGCGAAAUAGCCCACCGGUUUCUGCAAGCUCAUCUACUACACUGGCUUGAGGCGCUAGGGUGGAUGGGUAAGACGUCAGAAGGGAUUCAAGCAAUCUUGAUAUUAGAGGCUCACGUUCAGGUAAGCUGUCUAUCUAUUAUUUAUUAGAAUCUAACUUGUCCUUAGGCUAUUAAAACCCCCGAUUUUCACGCAUUUAUCCAUGAUACAAGGCGAUUUGCUCUAUAUAACCGAUCAAUUAUUGAACAGGCGCCCCUUCAAUUAUACUGUUCAGCCCUUAUCUUCGCCCCAGAGAGGAGUAUUGUUCGGAGACAAUUUGAAGGGUCUAUCCCGACUUGGAUUCAGAGAAAACCAAAAGUACAAGCGGAUUGGAGU
This is a messenger RNA of Hyaloscypha bicolor E, 1333 nucleotides long. RefSeq lists its product as uncharacterized. The record is from RefSeq and is a predicted model, not a curated record. NCBI's taxonomy places the organism in Eukaryota, Fungi, Ascomycota, Leotiomycetes, Helotiales, Hyaloscyphaceae. Bases 134 to 1108 code for a protein of 324 amino acids. The transcript has a single exon.